Spirodela intermedia is the source of this 2776-nucleotide messenger RNA. NCBI's taxonomy places the organism in Eukaryota, Viridiplantae, Streptophyta, Magnoliopsida, Alismatales, Araceae. The record is from the annotation of a GenBank genome assembly.
AUGGGAGAGGAAGUCGUCGCAGAGGAGGAGAACGACCCACCAGAAGAAGAACCGCCGCCGCCGCCGCCGCCGCCCUUCAAAGUCUCCGGAAUCUUUGGCGGGACCACGGUGAGCAGCGGCGGUCUUCAGAGGGAACGCCACUCUAGAGCUCCGCUCAUUAUCCCGGUCUCUGUUUCUUUCUCUUUUCCAAAAAUGGCAGCAGGCUCUGUCCACGGCGGCGACGCUGCGGCUGGCCUUCCAGAGCGUCGGCGUGGUGUACGGGGACAUCGGAACGUCCCCUCUGUACGUGUUCUCCAGCACCUUCGCCGGGUGGGAGCCCAGCCAUGGCGACCUCCUGGGGGCCCUCUCCCUCAUCAUCUACUCCCUCACACUCUUCCCCCUCCUCAAGUACGUCUUCAUCGUGCUCCAUGCCAACGAUAAUGGGGACGGUGAGCUUCCCCCCUCUUUCGGCGGACCAGACUCUGCAGAAGAAGAACCAGAGUGAGCUGCCCUGAUUCUUUCGUCCCUCGGCCUGCAGGGGGGACCUUUGCCAUGUACUCGCUGAUAUGCAGGCACUGCAACGUCGGCGCCGUCCCCGCCGUGGAGGCGGAGGAGGUGGAGCUCCCUGCCGGCAACCCGCCGGGGACCGGCGAGCACCUCCAGAGAGCAGAGAGGAUCAAACGAGCCAUGGAAGGGAGUCCCUGGGCCAAGGCCUGCCUCCUCACCGUCGCCCUCCUUGGGACCUGCAUGGUCGUCGGCGACGGGAUCCUCACCCCCUGCAUUUCCGGUACCGAGAACCAGCCCCUCCUUCCUCCUAUCCGUGGAUCUUCGGCAUCUUCUCUAACUGGAAGCGUCCACCCCCUCCCUGAACAGUUCUAUCAGCGGUGGACGGGGUGAAGAAGGUCGACACCUCCCUGUCCAGAGGUGAGGGCCCUGGAGUCCCUCCCUCCCUCCUCCCCACCGGGUUUUGGCUUGCUGACGUUCGGUGGCGCCGGUCCAGAGGCGGUGGUGAUGAUCUCGGUGGGCAUUCUGGUGGUUCUCUUCUCCGUCCAGAGGCUUGGCACCGACAAGGUGGGCUACGCCUUCGCUCCGGCGAUCCUGAUAUGGUACUGCUUCAUCUGCGCGGCGGGGGUCUCCAACCUCGUCCGCCAUGACUCCUCCGUGCUCAAGGCCUUCAACCCCGCGCACGCCUUCAUCUAUUUCAAGAGGGAUCCGAAGAGGGCAUGGGUCUCCAUGGGAGGGAUCGUCCUCUGCAUGACCGGUGGGUAACAAAACCGAUCCCCCCCUCCCCCCGCGCGCUUCUUUCUCCAGUGCAUCUCCUCACCGGCAGACUGAGCUCUUUCCUCCUUUCCCCGCCGGAAGGAACAGGGACGGAGGCCAUGUUCGCCGACCUGGGUCACUUCUCGGUCCGGUCGAUUCAGGUCUGCCGGCGUCUCUCCUCUUUUGAAGUCUCUCCCCAUCCGCCUGCCUUGAUCGUCUUCGUCCUGCAGAUUGCCUUCGCGGGGCUGGUCUACCCUUGCCUUAUCUCCGCCUACGUCGGCCAGGCGGCCUACCUCUGCGAGUUCCCCGGCCACGCCGGCGACGCCUUCUACAAGUCAACGCCGGAGUCGGCGUACUGGCCGAUGUUCGCCGCCGCCGUCAUGGCGUCGAUCAUCGCCAGCCAGGCCAUGAUCUCGGCGACCUUCGCGAUCGUGAAGCAGUCGGUGGCCCUGGGAUGCUUCCCCCGGGUACGGGUCGUCCACACCUCCCGCCGCCACGAGGGCCAGGUCUACAUCCCCGAGGUCAACUUCCUCCUCAUGGCCGCCUGCGUCACCGUCACCGCUGCCUUCAAGGAGACCACCAAGAUCGGCAACGCGUACGGUGAGCCACCGCCGCCGACGUCGCUGCUUCUGCCGCCGUCGGGAUGACAGAAUCUAUCUGCGCAGGCAUCGCCGUCGUCGCCGUGAUGAUCGUGACGACGUCGCUGAUGACCCUGGUAAUGCUCGUGGUGUGGCGGACGGCGCUCGCCCUCGUGGCGGCCUUCGUCCUCGUCUUCGGCUCUCUGGAGCUGUUCUACUUCUCUGCCGUGCUCUACAAGUUCGAUAAGGGCGGCUACCUGCCCCUCUCCGUCGCUGCCGUGCUCUUCUUCGUCAUGUAUAUCUGGCACUACAUCCAGACCAGGCGGUACGCCUUCGAGGUGGAGCAGAAGGUGCCGGAGCAGUACCUGUCCAGCCUCGGCGGCGCCGCCAUCAACCGGGUCCCCGGCGUCGGCCUCCUAUACACCGAGCUCGCGCAGGGGGUCCCCGCCAUCUUCCGCCACUUCCUCGCCAACCUCCCGGCGGUGCACUCCGUCCUCGUCUUCGUCUCCGUCAAGCACCUCGCCGUGAGCCGGGUCCCCGGCGGCGAGCGCUUCCUGCUCCGGCGGGUCGGCCUGAAGGACCACCGCAUGUACCGCUGCAUCGUCCGGUACGGCUACCGCGACCGCCGCCUCGGCAACGUUGAGUUCGAGUCUCGCCUCAUGGACCAGCUCAGGUCCUUCAUCGCCGCGGAGACGCAGCCCCCGGAGGACGAGGAGAGCUGGGGAGGAGGAGACCAGGCGGCGGCGGAGGUAAGACAGCUGGAGGAGUCGCUCGGCGCCGGCGUGGUGUACCUGCUGGGCCACAGCGAGGUGAGGACGAGCGAGGACUCCAGCCUCCUGAAGAGGCUGGUGGUUGACUACGUCUACGACUUCCUGAAGAGGAACUCCAGGCAAGGAUUCGAGGACCUGCAGAUCCCCAACAAGAACAUGCUGCAAGUAGGAAUGAACUACUACAUCUGA